Loxodonta africana (African savanna elephant) is the source of this 9108-nucleotide messenger RNA. It is a transcript of the gene SACK1F, whose product is annotated as family with sequence similarity 83 member F. Lineage: Eukaryota; Metazoa; Chordata; Mammalia; Proboscidea; Elephantidae. Gene Ontology annotation, biological process: signal transduction. The transcript has 5 exons. Gene Ontology annotation, molecular function: protein kinase binding. Bases 1 to 1509 code for a protein of 502 amino acids. The record is from RefSeq and is a predicted model, not a curated record.
AUGGCCGAGUCGCAGCUGAGCUGCCUGGACGAGGCGCACGUGAACGAGAGGGUGACCGAGGCGCAGGCCGCCUUCUACUACUGCGAGCGGCGGCGGGCCGCGCUGGAGGCGCUGCUGGGUGGCGGCGAGCAGGCCUACCGCGAGCGGGUCCAGAAGGAGCAGUUGCGGGACUUCCUGUCCAGCCAGGAGCGCCAGGCCCUCCGCGCCGCCUGGAGCCCCUACGAAGAUGCCGCCCCCGCCCGUGGCAAGAACAAGACCAAGGCCCCGGCGCAGGCCGCCCCCGAGCCCGCCGAGUCCCUGGCCUACUGGCCCGACCGCUCCGACACCGAGGUGCCCCCGCUGGACCUGGGCUGGACCGACACUGGCUUCUACCGUGGCGUGAGCCGUGUCACCCUCUUCACCCACCCCCCCAAGGAAGAGAAGGCGCCCCACCUCAAGCAGGUGGUCAGGCAGAUGGUCCAACAGGCCCAGAAGGUCAUUGCUGUGGUCAUGGAUCUCUUCACUGAUGGCGAUAUCUUCCAAGACAUUGUCAACGCUGCCUACAAGCGCCGGGUCCCAGUGUACAUCAUCCUGGACGAGGCAGGCGUGAAGUCUUUCCUGGAGAUGUGUCAGAGCCUGGAGCUCACUGACUUCCGUAUCCGGAACAUCCGUGUCCGUUUUGUGACAGGCGUUGGCUUCUACUUGCCCCUGGGGAAGGUCAAAGGGACCCUGUCAUCAAGGUUCCUGAUGGUGGAUGGUGAAAAAGUAGCCACUGGAUCUUACAGGUUCACGUGGACCUCCUCGUACGUAGACAGGAACCUACUCCUCCUCCUGACGGGACAGAACGUGGAGCCCUUCGACGUGGAGUUCCGGGAGCUGUAUGCAAUCUCCGAGGAGGUGGACUUGUAUCGGCAGCUGGGCCUGGCAGGAGGUGCUGGCAGGCUUGGCCUCAACUACUCCUCCACCGUGGCGCGCAAGCUCAUCAACCCCAAGUACGCCUUGGUGUCAGGCAGCCGCCACCAGCCGGGGGAGAUGAUGCGCUGGGCUGCCCGGCAACAGCGGCAAGCUGGCGGUGAUCUGGAGGGGCAGCAGGAAGGCAGCGGAGGUGGCGAGUCGACCCGGCGCCUGGAGAGCUUCCUCAACGACCUGGUUAGCCUGGAGCAGGUGCUACCGCCCGUGGAGCCCAUUCCCUCAGGAGGGCUGAGCCGGAAGGAUACCAGAAUGGUCUCUCACCUGCACGUGGACCUGAAGCCCAAGUCCCGGGAGGCACUGGCCCAAAAUGGCAAAGGAGAAGCCACCAACGGAGAGGCCACCCCAGCCAAGGAGGGCAAGCGCUUUGGCAGCAGGCUCUUUAGCCGACGGACCAAGAGGCCAGCGGCACCCAAUGGCGUGGCCAGCUCGCUCUCCACCGAGUCCUUUGCUGACGUGGAGUUUAAGACAGGAAAGAGGCCCAACGAGGACUCCAGCGCCAACCUCUCAGGUAAAGCCAGUGUCCGUUCUGCCAAGCCCAGCAAUUGCGUGAUUUCCUGAGCCGCAGGACAGCGGCGGACAGGACCCAUGGGUGCCUGAGACUGGCUGGCCACCCCCUGCCCUGUGGAGAACCAGGACAGAGCCUGCACCAGUUUGCACAUUGGACCCCUGCCAGCCUGCUGCCUAGCAGUCUCCAGCCCAGCCUCAGGGACCCUGAAUCCCAGAGAGGAGGGUCUUCAGCAUCUCAAGACAAUCACACGCUCUGCUCCGGAAGACUGUCGGCCUGGCAGGGGUCUCCGCCUCCUUGUUUACAUGAAGCAGAAGCUUGAAUGGUAUCUGCCUUCCUUUAUGUCUGAACCUCUCCCCACUGGGCUGGCCUUGCCCUGCAGCCCCCCGACGGGGUGAGAGUCGUAUCUUCAUGCCUUAAUGGGGUGGGUUCUCAGGGCAGCCCAGCUCCCUGACUCAUCCUUCCCAGGGCUUCCUGGGGCUUCUGGUCCCUCCUAGAGGCUGUUGGGAUAAAAGGGAAGAGGAUAGGGUUCAGAGCCAGCCUUGCUCUAGUCUCUGCACUGGAUAUGGAAGAUGCAGCUGGGGCACCAGUUGCCAUGGCCUUUCUGGUGCAAAAAAAAAAAAAAAUUUUUUUUUUUUUCCUGGUGCAGUCCCUGCAGGCUGCUGAAGGAGACCCUGAGUGCAAUGAGAGAAAAUGCUGUAGCCACCCCCCGGCCAGUGGUAGGAUCUGACACUGCCAUUUUGAGAGCCCUCCUGCAAGGUCCCCUUCCUUUGCAUGGUCUUGGCUCCUCAGCCCUCAGGGGUCCAGGCCUCCUUGGCUAUUGCCUGCUGCAGGCCUUAUGGCACUGUCACUUGAGGCUGCCCACACCCUUACUAUGCCUUGAUCUGCCACCCAAGGUAAGGAGAGGGCUUGGCCAAGGCAGGGAGCGUGGUAUGGGAGGCUGGGCCCUGUGGACAGGAGUGUUUGCCCUAUUCCCCGGGACAGUCCUGGGUCCUUUUUGCUAGUCUGGACUUCUGUGCCUUCCCUGUUACCCUUCAGCCAAAGACUAGCCUUAGCCUCCUGCCAAAAGGCAGGCUGAUAUGGGAGCCUCGGCCUCCUGCCAAUCAGGUGGGCCGGCCUGAUGCCAUGACGGCCGGGGGACCAGCCAGAAAGCACACAUCACCCCCUGCCCACUGUGUGACUAGUGGGGGCUGAGGGGAGUGGGUGAAUGGAUAGGGAGAAAUUGCCAAACUACAGCCUCCGUGAGCCAGAGCCAAGCAGGGGGAUGCAGAGGCCUGGCGCAGCGGAGCGAGGGGCCAAAGUGCCUGUGGAAGGACACGGGCUCUUCCAGCCUGUCACUUCUGAACCGAACUUCUGUACUCAUAUCUUUCCUUCUGAGAAAAAAAAAAAAACCCUGGGACACCACCAGCACCCUGGGGGAGGGGCACAGAUGUCUGCAAGGCAGCUAACUGUGAGGGCCAGAAGACUGGAGGCACUGGCCUGUGAAGCAGAAGUGCCUGAGAGAAAGCAGGAAGUGGGGGCAGCACUUGGCGCUCACUUGAGAAGACUCUGGUUGCUCCGGGGUGGGGAGGGGAAGGAAGGGUGAACCUGAGUUCCAGGGCUCCUCUGUCAGUUUUGAGGUUAGCUUCCUGGGUGCGGGGGAGGGAUUGCAGACCCCAACCCACCUCCCUGAGUGUCUGUGAGGAUUAAACGAUUUCUGGGGGUGCUUCCUGUGCACCAAGGCCUGGCGGUGUGGUGUGUGCUCCUUCCGGAGGGGAAGGAAGGGAGAAGCAUGACACCUCAGCUCCAUCCGGUUCCCCAGACCAGUCAUCACCUCAAGAGUCUGGAAGCUGUGGGGCCCAAGACAAGUACACUGCAGUGGGGGAAAAGACCCCACCCUCCAUGUGGAGGGUGGACAGACACCUCCAGGGCAGGGAGGAGGCCCUGGGCAGGGAGCAGCUUCCAGGCAGUUCUGUGGAGGGCUUCUUGCCCCUCCCCUGUGGGAGAAGCAGCCUUGCCUUAUCCCUUUGCCCUCUCCUGGCCCAGGAGGCCCCAGUCCCUGCCCAGCACUGCCACCUAGGAGGAUCCCAGAUUGGAAGUCCAGCUCACUGCAGCCUGGAGCCAGGCCUUCUGCCUCAAUUUCUCCAUGUGCCAAGAUAGAGUUCCUCUCUUCACAGAAGUGAAGUGGGGAGGGGAGACCUGAUGUUGAAAGUGGAAGCAACUCUGUGUAGUGGGGAAGGUGCCUGCCUGCCAGGCAGGGCUCUCCCUUCCAGCCAGUUUCCUCAUCUUUACAGAGGUUUGGGCAAGCUGGUGUCUGUCCCUUCUCCACUCCUGAAAUGUUAGCAGUAAGUAUUCCUACGAGAGACACCGGUGGUGCAAAGAUUGCUGAAGAUCUUGAAGCCAUAAAGCACAGCUCCUAGUGUUUGCUAGUCUGCCAAGGCUCAGCCUCUUGGUGACUCAGUUUAUUAGUACCUCUACCCUCUGUUCCUGUGCUUGCACACACUUUGUGAGACAUUUUCUCCCUCAUCAAAUCUCAAGGGUACAUCCGGCCCCCCAAGUCUGAUGGCAAGUUCAAGGGUGGAUCAUGCCCUUGGUCCUCCCACAGCAGCCUCCACAAAGCUGGUGACAUUGAAAGGGCUCCAGGAGGGUCAAGGACGGGACACCAGUGCUCUCAGUGCCGUGGUCUCACUUUGCUGUCCCCAGCCCCUGCCCCCCAGCCCCCACCCCACCAAGCUGCUGCCUUACUUGAAGGAAGGAGGCCGAGUCCAGGUUGAGUGUAACAACUGGUGCUGCUAUUUGGCAAGGUUAACUUCCAGUGAGCAAAAGCAGCUGAGGGCUGUGACCCCGGGGCCGCUGCCACCCUGGAUUCUGCCCCGGAAGGCAGGAAGCACAGGACUCCGGUACAGGACUAGGAGCUUCCUCUUGAGGUUUGGCAAUGCCCCCCAGUCUGUGUCAGCUCUCUGAGCGCCAGGUACGUUAGUCCUGUCCCUGACCCCUUAUGAGUGCUUUUGAGACAGUGCCAACACUACACAAUGCUAUGCCUGUGUAGAACUUCAUAGAAAGACUAGACUAAAAAGAAAUGGACUCAGCAACUAACAUCAGAUUUGAAAGAAACAGGCUGGGGACUAGAGAAGUAGCUCACCCAAGACACGGCGAGUUGUACCGGGGCAAAGAAGAGGCAACUGGCUCUUUUCUAGUAGACUCUGUUGCUUCUCUAAGGAGCCCUGGUGGUGCAGUGGUUAAGCACUUGGCUGCUAACCAAAAGGUCAACAGUUCGAACCCAACAGCUGCUCCAAGGGAGCAAGAUGUGGCAGUCGGCUUCCAUAGAGACUUACAGCCUCGGAAACCCUGUGGGGCGGUUCUCCUCUGUCCUAUGGCAUUGCUGUGAGUCGACUGGACAGCAGCGGGUUUGGGGUGGUUUCUCUCUUUUUUCUUCUUGAUUUAUUGAGCACCUGCUGUAUGCCAGUCACCAUGCUAAAUCCUGUAGUCACAUGCAAGUUUCAACUAGGAAUAGCUCAUGAAAGGGGCCCUUUACAAAGUUAACACACAGUUUUGCUGUUCAUUUUAGGAUGGAGCUUUGUGAAGUAGUGUGAUGAGCAGAGCAGGUCUUAUUCCCAUUUUUCAGAUGAGAAGGUACACAGAUCUCCCAGAUCUCAAAUCAUGUGAAAUGCCAACUUGGGCCUGCCUCUAGCCCAGAGCUUAUUGACCCAGCACUGUUGACACUUGGAGGGCCGGAGCAGUCUUUGUUGAGGGAAGGGCUGUCCCACGCAUUGUAUGAUACUGAGUAGCAUCCCUGGCCUCUCCCCACUAGGUGCCAAUAGCAGCCCUCCAGAUGAGACGACCAAAAGUGUCCCCAAACUAAAACCAAACCUGUUGCCAUCGAGUCGAUUCCGACUCAUAGUGACCCUACAGGACAGAGUAGAACUGCCCCAUACAGUUUCCAAGGAGUGGCUGGUGGAUUCAAACUGCCGACCUUUUGGUUAGCAGCCAAGCUCUUAACCACUUUGCCACCAGGGCUCCAAAAAUGUCUCCAGACUUUGGCAAAUGUUCCCUCGAACGGGUCCAGUCACUCGGUUGAGGACUGUUACUGUCGGCUGUGCAGCCCAAAGGAUCUCUUCACGUUCCCCCGCCCGGCAAAAUGGUUAUCUUUGUCUGACAACACUUUGUCCCAGGGAGGCUGGCUGAUUUGCCAAAGAUUUCGCUUUCUGGGACAUGUGUAAUGGCACCUUCCAUCUCUGCUCUAGUUACCUUGCUUGGCUCUUCACGGUUUCGUGCUCCCCAGACCCCAGAACAGGUGUGUUUAAGUGCAUACAUCUGCCUCCUUCCACUCACCUCCCCAUCAGAGUUCCUCCCAAUCUGUUCCUUUCCUCCCAUCUCAGCUAAAUCCUGCACAGAAAGCACUGAUGGACGUAGCCAGGUGUGCCCAACGGUGUCUCCACCGCAAAGAGCAGCCAGCGCAGAGCGCAGAGCACCUUCCACGCUCCUUAUGACAGGCCAACCAGGACCCACUAUCUGGACGUCAUUCUGAAUCAGGCUUAGCAGGGCUCCCUCCGCAGCUAAUUAGACUGUGAGCGUGGUUGUAGUUUAUCACCUGGCGGUGCCCCACCAUCCUGCCCGCCUGCCCCGAGGACCCAGCAGCUGUCGCCGUGAGUGUCUGCACUGCUGUUCUGGUGGCAGGGUGUUCAGUGCCGAACAGGAACCCUGAGCUCAGGAGCUGAGCCGACCGAGACAGAGCGGAUGUGCACCCGAGGGGGUGGGGCAUGGCAGGGGCAGGAGUGAGCGUGUUUGGAACAAGUGCCGGGUCAGCUCAAAGGCCUGCAGAGUUCAGGCAGGUUUAGACUUGUCACUACCGCCCUUGGAAGCUUGGAAGGCCCUGCUUCCAGAUACCCGCUCUGGCCACACGCGCUGUGGCCCGGCCUGCUACCCACUCUGUCCUUGGGGUCCCUGAGCCCCAAGAGCAGACCCUGUGAGCACAGCAGCCUCGUCUGUCUCGUUCACUGUUGUAUCCACGCCGUAUGCUCAACGCCGGUUAAGUGACUGGAAACUUGACAGCCACUGAAUACAGGAAAUAAAAGCAGUGGCUGCCAAGUCGGUCCACCUCGUGAGAGUCGGAGUAGAACUGCGUUCCACAGGGUUUCCAUAGCUGCUUGUUUGGAAGCGGAUCACCAGGCCUUUCUUCUGAGGCACCUCUGGACAGACUCGAGCCUUUUGGUUAGCAGCCGAGUGCGUUAACAGUUUGUACCACCCAGGGAUACAGAGAGUAAGGCAGGCUAGUAAACUUGGAGGUUCCAGAAUCAGUCAUGCUCUUUCCUGUCUUGUUCCUGACUUCUGAGACUGUGCAUGGAAGCCGAUGGGGUUCUGCCCUCUGCCAGUUAAUCUCUUAAGGGCAGAACUUGUCAACACUUUCCCCUGACCCGGUGCCUUGCUCCGGGAAGGUUCUCUGUUAGCAUGUGCCCUGCGUGGGCAGUCUUCAUCACCCAAGCCCUCCGGACUGGGUGGAGCCGGGCUGCAGCCUCUCUGGCUGCACUCCUAGCACUCCUUUCUGAUGGCUCACACAGAAGCAGGUGAGGAGGAAAGACGCCUGAGGUGAGGAAGUUGUCCCGAAUCAUCCAGCAGGUCCUGGGAGGGCUAGGCUCCCUUGAUCUGGACCCCCCGAGAGCAUUUUCACUGUCCGGCGUGGCCUCUCCAAGUGACAGCUAGCUGGAAACAAGCUUUCCUCCAGAAAAGUGGGUGGACGUUAGGGCACUGUCUGCAGCCACCGGAAAGCAGCUCCAGGAACAGAUGUUCACGUCGGAGAAGGAGAAUGGCCAGAUAAGGCAGCAGGUGGGUGGGAGCCUGGAGGGGGGGAUGGAGGAAAAGGCAAGGACAGGCCGUGUGCCCCAGUGCCCAUGGUCCUCUGGGCACAACCAGGAGGAAAGCCCCCAUUGUGUGCUCAUUGCUGCACCUGGAACUCUGGCUCACCUUCUCCUGCAUAUGUCUUGGGUGACUGGACAGGGACAGGCACUUCCCUGCAGUAUUUGAAAGGCUUUGUUCAUUCGUUCAUUCAAUGGAUAUUUACUGUGUGCUAGGCCUGGGUGAUACAAAUAAUUAAGUGCUCGACUACUAGCAGAAAAGUUGGCAAUUUGAACCCACCUGGAGGUGCCUCAGAAGACAGGCCUGGCAAUUUGCUUCCAAAAGGUCACUGCCAUGAAAACCCAAUGGAGCAGUUCUACUCUGCACACAUGGGGAUACCAUGAGUCGGAAUCGACCCGACAGCAAACAACAACAAGCUUGGGGAUAAACGAUGAGUGAGGAGGGCAGGUGAGACCGGAAGGGUUGUUUUAAGGCCAUGUGAGUGAACAUGUGCUGUGAUCCCACCUAAGGCUGAUGGUGGAGAGAGGACAGGUUUCAGAACAGGCAGGCUGGGGCUGGAUCCCUGACUCUGCCAUUUAAUAGCUAACUGAAUCCAGCGAGCACCUUGUAUCCCAGCACUUCAGGUUCCCUGAUUAAAGUGGGUCAUCUUGAUACCACUCUCUGGAGCCCUUUGGGAGUAAUUAAGAAAAGCAUCUAGUUCCAAGGCUUAUACACAGGAGCUCAAUAAACGGCAGUGCUUGGUGGUGUAUUUCAUUGGGUGAACAUUCUCCCCCAAAUCCUCUCCUUGCUUCUUCCCUGUGUAUUUGGCAACUUCCUGCAGAGUCCUUGGCUCAAAGGACUAAAUGCCCGGCCACCUGGAGGCAGUUUCAAAGCCCAGGUUUUAAAGAAAGGUGGAGGAAAUCUGCCUGAGACGCUGUUUGUAAGCAGCUGUGCUUGGGAAGGAUCCAUGUUCCCCUUGGGAACCCCCGCACAAUCCCAGCUGGGUGGGUGUUAGUUGGAGGACGUGAGAAAGAGCUUAUCUGGUCAUGCAAAAGUCCCCACUUAACAACUUUUCUUGAUAGUUUUGGGUGAAAUAAAAAAUUUCAGUUGGUUGGUUUGGAGAAUCCUCUGUACAUAAAACACAAAACCUAACCAAAGAAACAAACCAUCCAGAGAAGCCUGCCAACCUUGACCUUGGAAGGCAGUCCUGUCUCCUUCCUGUAGAUGCCAAACCUCCCCCAGCUUUUCGUACAGCCUUUUGCACUUGCGAGAUGUCAGUCAGUCUGUCCCCAGCUGCACUGGAACAUGCUCAAGGGCAGGGAUGGGGCUGGGGGCCCUGCCCAGCAUAGGUUGCUCAGGAGAGAACUCGGUUCCAUUGCCGCGGUUCCGUCUGAAGAGCCUGAGCGGCUGAAAGCACUGUGGUGAAAGGCUGACACCUUGUGGCCAGCUCGUGGCAUGUCAUCUCCCUUCUUGGGUAAGAGCGGCAGCCUGGACAUGGGGCUGAGGCCAGAGGUCUGUGAAGGGCCAGCAUCGGUCCUAGUUGCCACUGAGUCGGCUCCUACUCAUGGCGGCCCCAUGUGUGUCAGAGUGAGCUGUGCUGCACAGGGUUCUCAGUGGCUGAUUUUUUGAAAGUAGAUCGCCAGGCCUUUCUUCCAGGGUAUCUCUGAGUGGAUUCAAAACCUCCAAACUUCCCGUUAGCAGCUGAGCACAUUAGCCAUUCGCACCACCCAGGGGCUCCUGUAAAGGGCCAAGUAGUAAAUAUUCCAGACUUUGUGGGCCAUGUCAUUUCUGCCUCAGCUACUGCUGUUGCAACACUAAAAUAUAGCCAUACCAAAAAAAAA